This is a messenger RNA of Sturnus vulgaris (Common starling), 1467 nucleotides long. NCBI's taxonomy places the organism in Eukaryota, Metazoa, Chordata, Aves, Passeriformes, Sturnidae. The record is from RefSeq and is a predicted model, not a curated record.
GACUUCACAAAAUAAAACAGUUGAGUUUCAGUCAAAGCCAGAAGCAGCAUCUGGUCUCUUUUCUCUCACAGCAUCAAGAAGGUGUCUGCAACAAUGCUGAAGAUAUUACCAAUUCUAGCCAUCCUUGCAGGCCACACCAGCGGGGGGGUCGUGGUGACCAUCCCUGAGAAGACAGUGAAUGUCACAACAGGUGGAAACGCAACCCUCCUCUGCACAUACACCAGUUCUGGACCACUGGGAAAUUUCUUUAUUCAGUGGAGUUUUUACAGUGCCAAAGAGAGCCAGCUGCAUACCCAUUCCCCGUGUCACGGUAUUCUGAGUAUGGACGAAAAGUCAGUCAGUCUUUGUCAAAAGAUGGUGUAUGUGACAGAUGCACGGGGAAGAUGUAGCUGGAGAUACAAGAUCUAUUAUUAUUCAGGAGGCCAUUCUUAUUUCUAUGGAGCAUUUAAGAACAGGAUAACAGCUUCAGCAAGUCCAGGGAAUGCAUCAAUAACAAUCUCCAACAUGCAGCCCUCAGACACUGGUUCCUACACCUGUGAAGUUUUCAGCCCUCAGGGUGAUUCUGGACAGAGUCAAAAAUCUGUGAUCGUCAAUGUGCUGGUCAAACCAUCAAAACCUUUUUGCAAAGUAGAAGGAACACCUGAAAAAGGCCAUCUAAUCUACCUCCUAUGCAACUGUGAAGAGGGAUUGCCUCGCCCCACCUACCGCUGGUACAAAGUUGAUGAGAACACCCUCAAGCCUGUGACAGAACAACUUAAUCCAAACUCUGGCAUCCUCUACAUUGGCAACCUCACCACUUUUGAAACUGGCUACUAUCGGUGCAUAGCCAGCAACCUCCUGGGGAACAGCACCUGUGAGCUUGACCUAACGGCAAAACAUUCAGAUGGUGGCAUUGUUGCUGGAGCACUGAUUGGAGCAAUUUUGGCAGCUGCUAUAAUCUGCAUUAUCAUCUGGGUCUUAACCAAGAAGGCAAAAAAUAGGAAGUCACCAAAUUAUGAGAUCCAAUUUCAGUUUUUUCAUAAUUCUUUUCUGACUGAACUCUAUUUUUCAUGCACUUCAAUGGGACACCAGAUCUGCAUGGAAUUUCCCAGAAAGCUCACACCAAGCAAGAAAUGGCUCAGAAACAAUCCAACGCAGACUAUGUUCAGGUACCCAAUGAAGAAAACAUUCCUACAACCACAGCUCCAUCAAGCAAUGCAACAAAUGAAUACCCAAGCAUUGAUGAAACAGCAGCUCCAGCAACACCUGAAAAUGAUGAGAAGCAAGAAGCAGAAAAAGAAGAAAGAGUCUAGAGUUUGUAAUAGAGUUUUCUUUGUCACUUUUGGACCCCUUUAUAUAAAAAUUGUUGUAAUUGAAUUAACAUAGAAGCAUGACUAAAACUUGUAUUCAAGGUAUUUGUAUUGUGAGCCACUGGGGUGGAUCAAAAAGGGUCUCUUAAACAGGCACUUUGUGAAUAGCAGAAGAUUU